Messenger RNA from Penicillium olsonii, 1650 nucleotides. The record is from the annotation of a GenBank genome assembly. Lineage: Eukaryota; Fungi; Ascomycota; Eurotiomycetes; Eurotiales; Aspergillaceae.
AUGUCGAGUACUUCAGUCACCGCCUCCACCUCCCUCCCCGACCACUCUCGUCCGAGUCGCUUGCGCCGCUUUAGUCAACUGCGGACAUAUACGCAGACUUUAUCGUCCACCAGCUCUCAGCGAUCGAGGAAUAGUCUGAGUAGUCGAGUGCCUUGGCGCUCCUCGGUGUCGGGAUCAAACUCUCCGGUGGAGAACCCCAAUCCAUGUCCUGAAACCGAACCAUCUCUCUCCCGCUACACCUCCGCGCCCACCCCGAGCUACGGCAUCGGUGAACUCAACGGCCACGCCUCAUCUGCAGAGUCCGCCACCUCGACCCCUUUGAACGAGGUCGCCGAGACACCUGAUGAAAUGGCGCGGCUGAGGAGCGCAUCGGCUGCCCAGCGCCCCCCGCCUCGCACACUCGAACGGACAGCGACCAAUUCUCAAGAACCAGCUCCGUCCCCUGAGCCGAUCGUAGCCUCCAACCAUGUGGCAGAAGCUGCCCCCGUCGAGUCGAAUACUCCGCCAAGGGCAGAAACAAAGGCGACUAUUCGUUUCUUUCCGUACACCGACGCCUCUCAAAGCUCCAGGCCGUCUCUGCCUUUCGUUCCCGUCACUCGAACCCUUCCAUCCGAAAGCUGUGUAAUUCGCGUUGGCCGAUACUCUGAACGCGACGGUGUUCCGAUUCCCAACCCAACGGAACCCACAGAUACCCCUGUGGGCUUCAAGUCCAAGGUGGUGAGUCGGAAACAUUGCGAGUUCUUGUAUGUGAAUGGCCAGUGGCAUAUCAAGGAUGUGGGAAGCUCAUCGGGGACCUUUUUGAACCAUAUGCGCCUAAGUCAGCCGAAUAUGGUGUCCCGUCUAUACUCCAUCAAGGAUGGCGAUAUCGUGCAGUUGGGUAUCGAUUUCCGCGGGGGAGAAGAGAUGAUAUUCCGAUGCGUUCGAAUUCGUAUUGAAUGCAAUCGUUCAUGGCAGCAGAAGCCUAAUGAAUUCAACAAAAACACCGAGAGUUUAAUCAAAAAUCUUGGAAAGGGAGAGACUGCUGACUAUUCGGGCUGCCGCGAAUGCUCGAUUUGCCUUGGCUCCGUCCUGCGCCCCUACCAGUGCUUGUUCAUGGCAGCAUGUGCGCACGUCUGGCACUAUAAAUGCAUCAGUCGCUUACUCCACUCUCCCGAUUACCCUAUGUUCCAAUGCCCAAACUGUCGCGCGUUCACCGACCUCAGCGCCGACGUUGACGACACCAACGAAAUCGACGAUACGCCAGCAAACGAUGAGAACGAUCAUGCUUCAAAUUCUUCCAGAGAGCCUGAUACAGAUGCACCUUCGGCCACCGGGACGAACAGCACAGAGGAGCCGCAGGAGCACCUGCAGGAGCUCCCCGAGGAAGCGAUGCUGGCCAACAACGUUGAAAAUCUGCAUUUAGAAGAGUUGGAUCAGCAGAUGGAAAGCGCCUUUCGCACAACCUCUCCCGUUUUAGACUCGUCCAACACCAGUCUCGCCCGCAGCGCCACUAUAAGUGUACCAGGUUGGCAACCUUCGUUGCCACUCAGCGUGCCUGCAGGCCGCCAACCCCAGCUGCGAUCCGACACCCCUACAUCCGAUGAUAAUCCGUUGACGCCACGGAAUGACUCUGGCCCACUGGCCUUUGAUGGCCGAGCAGGCAUGCCGUAG